AUGGCUGGAUCAAAUUCAACCCAAGUUAUUAAUACGUCUUUAAAUGUGUCUUCGGGAGUUGCCACAUCAGUGAAUGCUUUUGCUAAUAGAAAAUCUUCGGCUACAACUAUGAUUACGUCACCAAUAAAAAAUCCUCAAGAUCUCAUAUCUGGAAAAUCACCAUAUCCUUAUGCAACUUUGAUUACUUAUGCAAUUGCAAAUUCUCCUA
Messenger RNA from Racocetra persica, 208 nucleotides. The record is from the annotation of a GenBank genome assembly. Lineage: Eukaryota; Fungi; Glomeromycota; Glomeromycetes; Diversisporales; Gigasporaceae.